Closterium sp. Yama58-4 is the source of this 2166-nucleotide messenger RNA. The record is from the annotation of a GenBank genome assembly. NCBI's taxonomy places the organism in Eukaryota, Viridiplantae, Streptophyta, Zygnematophyceae, Desmidiales, Closteriaceae.
AUGAUAUCCGACAGGAUUUCAAAGGUUGUACUUAUAGCGUGCGGCGUGGGCACGAUAGCGGGUCUGUUACUGACGUCAGCGGAUCGCAAGGCCCAAUCACGAGCGCAGGGACCUGCGUCCGUUGAAGAUAAGCUGAAGCAACUCGAUAAGAGCAUCCUCGCGCGCGACUUCUCCUUCCGCCGCGACGUGCAUGCAACGUCGCUGUUCCGUGCUAUACCAGUGCUCGCACACGACAUCUACGCGCGCUUCCCCGGGAAGGUGGUGUAUCGUCGCGAGAGAAACGGGGUGGAGGCAGCUGCGAGGGAGCUCUAUGCUGCUGUGAAGAACGGGGCGAACGGCAGUGGCAGGGUAGCAGUGGGACUGGACUGCGAGUGGAAGCCCACGUGGGGGAAAGCUCUGCUCAUCAGUGCACUGUCUUACCCGCGUCCCCUCACUGUUCUCCCUUCCAAUCCCCCCCCCCCCCCCUCGCCACCACCAGGCCCUGAGAAUCCCUGUGCGCUCUUACAGCUCUGUGCCAACGCGGACGUCUGCUAUCUCUUCCAUCUCAAGUUCACCGGCAUUCCCGAGACUCUUAGGGCACUGCUGAAGGAUGCUAGCGUGGUCAAGACAGGUGUGGGUGUGACAGAGGAUGGCCGCAAGCUGAGGAAAGACUUUGGUGUCGAGGUGAAUGGGUUGGUCGACUGCUCCCCACUGGCAGCGGAGAAGGCAGUGGUGAAGGAUGGAGGGCAAAUGGUGGGCCUCAAGACACUCACCCGCCUCGUGCUGCAAAAAGAGCUAGCAAAGCCGAAGCGAGUCCAGUGCAGCAACUGGGAGGGAUUCCCUCUCACAGACGCCCAGCUCAUCUACGCUUCAACAGACGCGUUUGUGUCGCUGAGAAUCUUCCAGGAACUUGACGCCAUGCCCAGCCCGUGGCAGGGAGGGAUUAAUGGGCAUGAGGGUGGGAAGGAAGAGGAUGACACAAAAGGGAGGAAGGAGAAGAGGAAUAAAGAGAAGGUAGGCAAGCAGGAGGGGAAGGAGGGGGAGGAAAAGAAGGGGAAGGAGGAGAAGAAGAGCAAGAACGGGAAGGAGGGGCAAGCAGAUGUGGAAGCAAAGACGGGGAAGAAGAGCAAGAGGAAGCAAGACGCACUAGAGGAGGGGAAGAGGGCAGCAACAGCAGAUGGUGGUGUAAGCGAAGCAGCAGAGGCAGACGGGGCGAGAAAGAAGAGGAGAAAGCAAGCGAGCACAGGGGAAGGCAAGGCUGAUGGUGGGAGCAGCAGCGGCAGCAAGGUGGCGAGCUUGAAAGAGGCUGCUGCGGACACGGCAAGUAGAUGGAUUUGCUGCAAGGAGGCGACGGGGCCGGUGGCAGCGGUGGUAAAGAGCGCGGACCAAGUAAUGGCGACUCAGAGCCACGCUCGCGACUUCUCCUUCCGCCGCGACGUGCAAGCAACAUCGCUGUUCUAUUCCAUCCCAUUGCUCGCGCAAGACAUCUACGCGCGCUUCCCCGGGAAGGUGGUGUAUCGUCGCGAGCACAACGGCGUGGAGGCAGCAGCAAAGGAGCUCUACGCGGCUGUGAAGAACGGCGCCAACGGCAGUGGCAGAGCGGCGGUGGGGCUGGACUGCGAGUGGAAACCCAAGUGUUGGAAAGGUGGUCCCGAGAAUCCUUGUGCGCUCUUACAGCUCUGUGCCAGCGCGGAUGUCUGCUAUCUCUUUCAUCUCAAGUUUUCUGGCGUUCCCGAGACUCUAAGGGCAUUGCUUAAGGAUGCUAGCGUGAUCAAGACUGGGGUCGGGGUGACAGCGGACGGCUGGAAGCUGAGUGAAGACUUUGAUGUUGAGUUGAAUGGGCUGGUGGACUGCUCGCCACUGGCCCUGGAAAAGGCAGUGGUGCCGGGUGGAGGGCAGAAAGCGGGGCUUAAGGCACUCACACGCCUUGUGCUGCAGAAGGAGGUGAGCUGUGCUGCAGAUGGUAGAAGGAAGGAGGCAGAAAGAAGGAGGUUUGCUGUGUUUCUAGGCGGCAGGAACGCCCUAUAUAGGUUUCUGAAUGGUGAUUUGCAAAUCUCGUUCGUCCUCCGAGUGCCAGGGCUCACAUUGCAGCCAGUGGCAGCAUCUUUUAGGCGCCUGAAAAGACGACCUUUGAGCGGCCUCAGAGGUGCACAUUGCAGCCAGUGGCAGCAUCUUUUAGGCGCCUGA